Molecule: messenger RNA, 2150 nt
Organism: Chiloscyllium plagiosum (whitespotted bambooshark)
Lineage: Eukaryota; Metazoa; Chordata; Chondrichthyes; Orectolobiformes; Hemiscylliidae
Source: RefSeq, a predicted model, not a curated record
CCAGAACAUAAUCCCAAAAUCCAACAUGGCCACUGACAAAGAACUUGAGCAAGCUGCUGCUGAGCUCAAGGCAAACAUGAGCAAUGCAAAGGUUGCAAUGGAAAUCUUUCAGAACAGAGCCAGGUUUGCGACAGUUUCCGGUGUCUUAAAACCCAUCUUCCAGGUGGCUGGUAUCAUUCUGAAACUAGUUUUAGGGAAACGUGAGAGUGAGGAGCUCACAUAUAUGAAGGAGCAGUUCCAGACAGUCAGGAACCAGCUGGAUGUCAUUUCAGAACAGAUUAAACAAGUGCUUUGGGAGAUAGAGAAAAGUACAAUUAACAAUCAGUACUUCCCCAUUGAGGAGAAUCUGAAAAACCAAUUCAGGAAGUACAUGGACAUCCUGAACGCAGCACCGGAAUUCGGGGAGAAUGAGAAACGAGAAUUCCUCACACACUUCGAUGUGACUAAAGGUGACCAGAACCUUCACACUCUCUAUGAUGCAGUGAUGGGGUAUUCUGCCAUCUUUGGCAAACCCAUUCUGGAAACUGCCAUGCAAUAUGACCAGAGGAACCGGCGUCUGAUGGAAGGGCUCUGCUGCCGCCUCAAAGAGCUCUUCUGCAUUGGCCUGAUUGCCCUGGUGGGUCACUCAGCUAUCACUGGGACCGAUGUAGAGGCAUUAAAGAGAGAGUGGAAUGAGAAAAUGGGCAAAGUAGAGAAUAAAAUGAAAUCCAUGAUAGAUAAGUGCAUCAAUGAGUUUGCUGAGCAGGCAGAAAUAGAUGUUGAGGCUCUUAUAAAGAACAAAGGUGAGAGAGAUAACAAGGGAUGUGCAACAUAUAUAAUUGAGGCCUUAACAGAGAAAUAUGACUGGGUUAAAUGGUCUGUACGGGUCUAUGACCCUGACAGUGGCUUCAACAAUCACUGUGUCAUUGGCCCCAAUCGGUUUCACUUUUUCAGACUCAAUGGGGUUAAUGCUGUUGUCUCCUAUGCAAUUGAUCCAAAGGUUUCACUUAAUGAGGUGGAAAUCAGGCACUUAAUGGAAGGGAAAGAUGGUUGGACCGAUGCAAGAGAGGUUGCUGAACAUGUGUACAAUAAUCUUCCCUCUGGGCACGUUGUACACACAGUGAGACGCUACAAGGACUUGUGGCUUCACAAGAACUUUCCCAACAACUGUCAUUUCUGGGAAACAUACAGUGGAGUCACUCUCUGUGUCCACUCCACCUAAACCCCAUGAUCUAAUGCAGAAGUGGCCAGGAAACAAUUGUCUUUUGAUUUUUUAAUGAGAUUUCUUAAUGUCUAUAAGUAGAAUCGUAAUUUGUCAAAUAGAUUGGCUUUCAGAUCUGUUUAUUGGUAACACGAGAUGAAUGGGGUGUUAAAUAAAGAGACAAAACUUACUAAAAUUACUUGCUAGAAUUACUAUAGCAACUCUCACUUCAGAUAGACAUGGUUCCAUUGCAUUGUAGUUUAUCUUUGACAAAACUGGAUCUGGAUUUGUUUACAUCGUCAAAAGUCCGAGGCUGCUAGGGUCAGGUGGUUAAAGCAGGCAGUGUAAAUGUAGAGAGGAAGGGUGAAGAGAGCUGGAUGUUGGGUUGAUCCAUAGGAAAAGGACAGUCUUGUUGAAACUAGCACCUGUUUCAUCCUCAGGGUGUUGCUGAAUUGUCUUUUGAAGCUUCAGAAUUAGUAUUAUAGGUCUUAGAGCAAACCAGAACUGAUCUGAAUAUUGAGAUUCAGGCUAAGUGCUGGCAUGGACCUGGAACGUGCAGAAUCCCUUGGAGUCUGGAUCUUCCACAUCGAAGAUCAGUACAUCAUCUCGGAACCUGAACUUUAGGAUCUGACAAGACUCUCCACUGUGAAUAUCUGCAGAGACUGGCGCUUGUCGAACGGAUUGGAUCUACUCCGGUUUAGAACUCUGUGACUCCACUAAAUCCCAACAGCCAUCACACCAUCACAGUAAUAGCUCACUGGGCUUAUUUCAGUGCAACAAGAUGGCUAUUUGACUGAUUUUGUAUACUGUAUGUUUGCAAAGUUUUUCCAGUUGUUACCCAAUCUUAUCCCAGUGUUAACCUGCAUUCAGGAAGAGUGGAGCGACCGACGGAAGAUAUAAAAUUAUUUAAAUUAUGCAAAGGAGAUGGUUUCAUGACAUAAUAAGAAACAAAAUGACCCAAUACAUUGUG